Messenger RNA from Brachypodium distachyon (stiff brome), 607 nucleotides. Its product is annotated as chitinase 4. Bases 87 to 356 code for a protein of 89 amino acids. The record is from RefSeq and is a predicted model, not a curated record. Gene Ontology annotation, molecular function: chitin binding. The transcript has a single exon. NCBI's taxonomy places the organism in Eukaryota, Viridiplantae, Streptophyta, Magnoliopsida, Poales, Poaceae.
GCAGCAAAACACCACCAAGUAUAGAAGCAGCACACAGGACAACUACAGGGCCUUGAUCGCUUAACCACUUGAUCAAGCAAGUGCAGAUGGCAAAAUCCGCAAUGCCGCUCGUUGCGACGCUGCUGGCUGUCGGGCUGGCGGUGCUCCUCCUCUCCGGCGCCGGCCCAGCGGCCGCGCAGAACUGCGGCUGCCCGGAUGACCUGUGCUGCAGCCAGUGGGGCUACUGCGGCACGGGCGACGCCUACUGCGGCGACGGCUGCCAGUCCGGGCCGUGCACGGUGAUGAGCGGCGGCGCCGCUGCCGCCGCUCGGAAGAUGUCCGGCGACAAGGCCGUGGGGAGCAAACGCACCCCCUAAGUAACCGAUGCGUCUGCUGCGUGCGCCUGCCUCAACUCCCAAAGCUAAAGUGACUAUCAGAGUUCAAUACAGAAUAAUAAGCUAAGUAAUGAAUUGCUGGGAAUAUGGCAAAGUGUAAUGUAAUAUGCCCAAUACGUACUGUCGUACUGAUCUCGGUGAUCAGAGCAGUAUCGUCGAGAUGGAAAUAAGUAAGGUUUCCUUGAUGUUUGUAUUUCGUAUGAACGAAACUACCAGAAAUAUAUGAAAGAAAA